AUGGCGGUGACAUCAGCAACCACACUUUCGAUCGGGUCUCCCAUCUCCGGCCACCACAUGCAAUCCCGAGCCUUCACCCUUAAGCCCAACUUCCGGCCCAUGUCUUCUCUACAAACCCACAGCCACCUAAACUCACCCUUUCUCGGCAGCAGCAAAACCCUCACUUUCACUUCCUCCCACUCGCCAAACCUCUCGAAACAAACCCAAAAACGGCCUCUCGUUCCCCAAGCUUCCUUCAAUGUGGCCAUUCUUGGCGCGGCCGGUGGGAUCGGCCAGCCGCUGGCCCUCCUCGCCAAGAUGUUCCCGCUCGUCUCCUCCCUCAACCUCUACGACAUAGCCAACGUGAAAGGCGUCGCCGCUGACCUCAGCCACUGCAACACCCCAUCAACCGUCCGAGACUUCACCGGAGCUUCCGAGCUUUCCGACUGCCUGAAAGACGUGAAUGUCGUCGUCAUUCCAGCUGGUGUCCCGCGCAAGCCCGGGAUGACUCGUGACGAUCUCUUCAACAUCAACGCCAACAUCGUCAAGAGCCUCGUCGAGGCCGUGGCCGACACCUGUCCCGACGCGUUCGUCCACGUCAUCAGCAACCCGGUCAACUCGACCGUCCCGAUCGCUGCCGAGGUACUGAAACGAAAGGGCGUUUACGACCCGAAAAGGCUUUUCGGCGUGACGACGCUCGACGUGAUCCGAGCCAACACGUUCGUGGCCGAGAAGAAAAACCUGAAGCUGAUAGAUGUGGACGUGCCGGUAGUCGGUGGGCACGCCGGAAUCACGAUUUUACCCCUGCUGUCGAAAACGAGGCCUUCGACGAGUUUCUCGCCGGAGGAGGCGGCGGAGCUGACGGGGAGGAUACAGAAUGCGGGGACAGAGGUGGUGGAAGCUAAGGCCGGUGCGGGGUCCGCCACGCUGUCGAUGGCUUACGCGGCGGCACGCUUUUUGGAGUCGUCUUUGAGGGCACUCGAUGGGGAUACAGAUGUUUAUGAAUUCGCGUAUGUUGAGUCGAGCUUAGUGCCCGAGCUGCCGUUUUUCGCGUCGAGGGUGAAGAUUGGUAAACAAGGGGUGGAAGGGUUUGUGAAGAAGGAUCUCGAGGGGCUGACCGAGUACGAGAGCAAGGGAUUGGAGGAUCUCAAGCCGGAGCUUAAGGCGAGUAUCGAAAAAGGCGUGGAUUUCGUCAGGAAGCAGCCUGUGGCAGCUUGA
Molecule: messenger RNA, 1197 nt
Organism: Striga hermonthica
Lineage: Eukaryota; Viridiplantae; Streptophyta; Magnoliopsida; Lamiales; Orobanchaceae
Source: the annotation of a GenBank genome assembly